This is a messenger RNA of Vigna angularis (adzuki bean), 4937 nucleotides long. RefSeq names its product protein SCAR2. Gene Ontology annotation, cellular component: cytoskeleton. The record is from RefSeq and is a predicted model, not a curated record. Gene Ontology annotation, molecular function: protein kinase A regulatory subunit binding; Arp2/3 complex binding. Gene Ontology annotation, biological process: actin cytoskeleton organization; positive regulation of Arp2/3 complex-mediated actin nucleation. Bases 555 to 4463 code for a protein of 1302 amino acids. NCBI's taxonomy places the organism in Eukaryota, Viridiplantae, Streptophyta, Magnoliopsida, Fabales, Fabaceae. The transcript has 9 exons.
ACUUCUAUCUCUGUAACCGCUUCUUCCAUCGAGGCGCGGUUGCGCAGUUGCAGUUGCGCUCAAGGUUUCCUUGAUCGCGCCGAGUUUAAAUCAGUGUUUCUGAGUUUGAAGAAAGAAAGAUUUCCAUUAAUGAAACAUUUUAAAUUUAAUUGUUGUUUAGUUGUUGACGGAAGAGUUUGUUAGAGGAAGGAGCUUUGAUUCAGAUAGUUCUUUUCUUUGCCUUUUUUGUAUCUUUUUUUGUCUGUUUGCAACUUUGCUAGCUGGUUCGGUGGAUGGAGUUGGUGGAUGAAUCGAUUUUUCUUGUCCUACUUUUUAAAUAUUUUGUGGCUGUUGGUUGAUUUUUCGUCGUGUGUUUUAUAGUCGAAUCCGAUCCGGGGGAUUAGAUUCUGGAUUUUGUUUCCGUUUUGGCUUUAAUUUGUCUUUUUUUCUGUGUUUUUUCCUUGCUUUUUCAUUAGUUUUUGGUUCUUCUUGCUUUGUACGUAGCCACUUUUUUCAGAGGAUGAAAAGCGAGAAAAAGCAGGCCUGCAUAGAUUGUUUUAAUUUCUGAGCUGAGGAUGGAAAGAUGUUGGAUGGUUUUUAUAUUUGCUGCUGAGAUGUUCCAUGACUUGCAUGAAGAGGUAAUUGCUACUGCUGCAAGAGGUCGCAGUCUUAUAUCGCGUGUUCAACAGCUUGAGGCUGAAGUUCCAGCUCUUGAGAAAGUUUUUUUGACACAAACUCAUCAUUCAUCAACUUAUACAAAUGAAGGAAUUGAAUGGCAUCCUAAUCUUCGGUCUGAACACAAUCUUGUUACCCGCAGAGACUUACCCCGAUUUAUAAUGGAUUCAUAUGAAGAAAGCCGUGGUCCUCCAAGAUUGUUCCUUCUGGACAAGUUUGAUGUUGCUGGGGCUGGGGCAUGUCUGAAGCGUUAUACUGAUCCAUCGUUCUUUACAGUGAAGUCUGCUUCCUCUGGAACAGCAACAGCAGAAGUUCAAAGGGAAAAGAAAAUUCGUAAAAUUGAGCAAAAGAAAGGAACACGACUGAAGAAUGGUGAAACCCCAGAAGUCGUACCAUCGCAUGCAAAACUGCAUGAGUUAUUUCUCGAGGAGCGUAUUGAGAAUGCUUGUAGGGACCCUGCUCGUCUGGUAAAGUUGAAAAUGAAACAGUUGAAUGGAUCUGCAGUUGAAAAAACUGGGAAAAGUUACAUGGGGAAAAUUCUGGAAAUCCACUCACCUGAUCAUAAACUGGUAUGUGAAACUUCAAUCAUUCCACAGCCAGGGAAAUUGGUGUUAGAUGAUAGUGAAAGUGGGAUUAAAACUCUUGAAAUCAGUUGCAUUGCUCCGUUGAAUAGGUCUUUGGGAAAUGAAAACUUGCGUUCAACACCAAAUGAGCAGAAACUAGAACUGAACCCAUACACAGAAAUGUAUAGGGAGACAGGUGGAUAUAUGGUGGAGAUGAAUGAACAAAUCUCUGGUGGUGUAACAGAGGAAAUGUCUUCGAAUUAUCCCAAUGUAAUUGAUGAAGAAGAAUUGGUACUUGAUGAACUAAAGAAAAGAGAAUGUAGCUUAGUUAGCUACCACUCUGAUGAUGUGACUAGCGAGGUUGAUGAUUAUAUGGAUGCAUUAGCUACCAUGGAGUCUGAAUUGGAAACAGAUAAUGAGUAUGGACCUAUGAAAAGCUUAUUAAAUGUUCAAAACUUAACUGAUUCAAAUGGAAAAGAAGAGCCUCAAAUGCAAGCUCAGUUUUCAGAUUCUCAAUCAUUUGGAGACUCUUCAACUUCUGAAGAAAAUAGUUCUUCUGAACAAGAUAGAAUUGGAGAGCGUAAUGAAGCACAUGGUCUGUUAGAUUUUCCUUCAACUGGAACCUCCUGGGAAUCCGAUGAUAAUUGUUCAUUCACAAGAGUUAGAAAUGUAGAACAUUCCCAAUCACAAGUGCAGUUUUCACAUUUUCAAUCUAUGGAAAACUCCACAUCACAGAUUGAAGAUAUGCCAUCCAACCAGCUUCUCCCAACUUUUGAGUGGCAAACGACUUAUUGUCGUGAGUUUGUCAUGAAUGAUGAUGCCCAUGUUCGGGGUGAAGCGAUUUCUGAUUGUAUACCAGUCUCUUCUGGCCUGAUAGAUUCUGGACAUUCAUUAAUGUCUUAUGAUCUUGGAGCUGCCUCACCAGCAUCCUUACCUGCACAGAGUCAAUCGGCUGAAACACCAUCCGGCCCUGCUGAACUUCAUUUAAGAAUAGAAGAAGAUGAAGAAAAGGAGUGUCUUGUUGAAUCUAUAGUGACCAAACCUGAGGCUCUCUACCCAAUAAGAGAUGAUGCUUGCCCAGUGGUUUCCUUUGAUAACAAUCCAUCGAACAAUGUGAAUGUCUGUGAUCCUUAUGUCCAUUAUAAUGCUCUGUUCCAAGUUUCUAAUGAAUUGAACUUAGCUAAUGAAAGUGAAUGUGGUGAUCAUUCUGAGAUUGAAGUUAUUCAGGAAGAAUCUCUUAACGAAAACUCUUCUGAAAUGUUGGGUAGUGAAUAUGUUGAUAUUCAUGGGGAGGAUCCGAUUUGCCCAUCUGUGGAAGUAGACCUGAAUCCAAGCACUAAGCUGUUGCUUGAUGGCCGAGAUUUAAAAUCUGAGGACGAUAUUAUAGCUACCCAAUUGAACUCAGAAGAUCUGGUUCCUGCUGCGAAGACUAAACCAAAGUGUAGUUUUACAAAGGAGCUAGGCUUAGAUUUUACACACGGAUACAAACCAGAUUUACCAGAAAUUGAAGUUCUGCAUGUUGAUCAACAAGGAAAUUUUGAACAGGUGCCAAGUAUAUUGGGUGGCCAAGAAAUAAGUGUAUCCACCUGCAGUUUGGAUCUAGUUGAAGAUGAUGGCAAUAGUGAACAUCCGUCUUCAGAUAUAAUACCAUCUCCAAUGAGUAAUCUUACAAAGUUGGAAGAAUCUCUUUCUAUAUUUGCAGAUCCUCAUGAGGAAGAAAUGAUAGUUAGUGAGGCGGAUAGUAGAGAAUCUUUGACAGAAUUAGCAGCCCAGAAGGUAGUGGAUCACGUAGAUAUUGCUUCUACUGAAUUUCCAUCAGACAUGAACAGAUCAGUUCCAUGCGAUCCUCCUGAUUCUGGAAUGUGGAAUAAUAUUCGGCAUUCAUCUCUUGAGAAAAUCCAAUAUAGCUCUUCGAUCUAUGACCUGAAAGCAGUGCCUGUUUGUUUGGAGCUAGAUCCUCAAAGGUCAUCUGAUCAACGAAUUAACCCAACAAAACAUGUCAUGGAUCCAUUAGCACCACUUAUCUCUGGCUUCUUACACAAGGCAACUAAAAACAAUCUUGAGGAGAUGCCACCUAUGCCCCCUCUGCCUCCAAUGCAAUGGAGAUCGGUUAAGAUUCAACAUGCUUCCCUAGUUACACAGAGAGAAGAAGCAAGUCUAGCCUCACUCCAACCGAUACAGCCAAAUACACCUGAUGAUAAGUCUCAAUUUGGUUUAUCUACUUUUGAAAAAGAGACCCGGCCAUCUCAGAAUCUAUUUUUACCUGCCAUGGCUAUGCAAAGCAAUAAGCAUCAACAUUCUUCUGGGGUUUCUGUGGGAAUUUCAGAGCAUGCUGUUGCUAUUCCAUUUCAAUUUCCUGUAAUGUUAAAUGAAGCAAGUGGCCAACAGAGUUUCCUGGUACCAGAGCAAAGCCAGAUACAAAACCCUUUCUUAGCAUUACGGGACAGGCCUCGACUUGGCUAUGUUGUUCACUCUGAGGGAGAAAAAGCAUUGAAUUCAAGUCCACACUCAUCAAUGCUGCCUGCUGUGCAUGCUAUUUCUGGGGCUGAUUCUAUUUUUCAGCAAGAAAAACCAACACGAUCUCCAAGUCAGUUAACGGAAGGUGGCAGCUUAGAAGUUAAAACGGGUAGACCUGGAGAAUUGCAUUUGGUGCUACCUGAAGAAUGUCCUGUUUACCCAGAUGGGCCCCUUUCUCCGAAAGAGAAACCAGCAGAAACUCAGUUAAUGGAAGAGACCGGUUUAGAAGUUAAAAUUUCAAAGCAGUCUUCAAUGAAUCUGGAAGGGAGGAUGGAAGAAGAUACUUCAAUCUCACCCUUGUCGCCUCCCAGUUCAGGAAUUGGGCAGUCAAAGCACAGUAUGCCGCCUUCAGAGGGAGAAAUGGCGUUUCCUUUGGAUACAUCUGGUCAGACUGACAUGCCAUAUGGAAAACCAAAGAAUAAGCGUGUUCUUCCCCAAGAUCCUGUAAUUGACCCUGUAGCUGCUCUUGACAAAAGCCGGCUGAGGAAGGUCACUGAACGGGUUAUGGCCCCCAGAGCAGCAAAGGGAGAUGAAAGAGACUCACUGUUAGAAAUGAUAAGAACGAAGUCCUUCAACUUGAGGCCUGCAGCGGUGAACCGACCACCCAGCAUAGGGGGUCCGAAAACGAACUUGAGGGUUGCUGCCAUCCUGGAAAAAGCAAAUGCAAUUCGUCAGGCAUUGACCGGAAGUGAUGAAGAUGAUGAUGCAGAUAGUUGGAGUGACUCUUGAAUUUUCCACAGAAUGAAAACUUUUGUAACGAGUUUUUCUCCCAUGUAAGGAAUAGGAAAGGUACGUGAUACAGUCCUACAGAAGAUUCUUUAUCGUGCACUAUAUUCAUAGAGAGCACAUGUUCCCUAGUCCUCCCAAUGCACACCUAGAUGCAUGAACAAUGUAGAAGGCAUAUGGCGUAGCAUCAAUUUCAGAGCUUUUUUCGAAGGUGAAAUUCACUUCACUCAGAUUCAGGCUCAGCAUGCAACGCAGUGUCAAACAACAAGAUCAACAAUUCGCUUUUCUCCUCAUAUAAGAACGUGUAUAUUUGUGUUGUGCUUCCUAUAAGGUUUUGGUUAAUCGAUUUUGUAAUCCGUUAUGUAGUGGUUUUAUCAUAAUUGUCUCAUGCCAUGUAGCUGAUGUAUCUGUCUUAAAUACAAUAUACACAAUAUAUAUAUAUAUAGAGAGAGAGAAUUUACUGGUUAUGUAUUUGUU